AGAUCAUACCCGCACUAUUAAAAUGCCAGUGUUUAGAGCUGAACAACACAAUUGCGGCUGCUGCUUUUCAGGAGAGGAAAUUUGCUGAAGAAGACCUUUCCAAAGGAAUGGGAGGGAGGCGUGUUGUUCUCCAAGACUCAGGAGAGAAACUGAACCUUCUCACAGCUGUGGUGUUGAUGUGAAAGAUACCGAAUGCAAAAUAGGAUGUGACAAAACAGUUUGAACAAUUUGAACGAGAACAGUUGCCACUCUCUGAAAAAGAUCAGACUCCAGAGGAAGACAGGAGAUUUGAGCCCAAGACGUCAUGGUUCUGUUGGGAGAGAAACCCAGACUGGGAGACCGGGUUGAGAUUUCCCGGGGUAUUUAUUGCCACUGGACUAUCUAUGUAGGCGAUGGAGAUGUGGUGCAUGUAACUUCCACAGAUGAGUUUAGAAGAAAUUCCUCCUUUUGUUCUUCAUCUGCCACAUCCAAUAAGGCUGUGGUAAAGAGAGAACCUCUUAGGGAUGUGAUGGGGGAAGACAUAGCCCAGGUCAACAACAAGUGUGACAUGAAAUACCAACCCAGACCUGUGGAAGAGAUCAUCAACAAGGCAAAUAAAGCAGUCGGGAAGGAGGUCAAUUACGACAUGGUCUGUUGUAACUGCGAGCAUUUUGCCAACUUCCUGCGUUAUGGCUUUCCUCGCAGUGAGCAGGCUGCAAAAGGCCUUUCUUGGGCAGGCCUAGUAGGACUCCUGAUCAUUUUAAAGGGAAACUUUAAGGCAUGGCUUCACUUCCACAAUCUCUGUCAGUCAACGGGUUAACAUCAGUCAAGGUCUAUCACUGUCAAGAUGGCAUCAUGCUCAAAAGUACAAGAAGAUCUUUCCACAGUGCUCCCAAACCUGCAAAGAACAGCAGAAGUCCUAAUUCAAUCCAGGUAAUGCCCCAGAGAGUACUGCCUCUGAAAGAAAGACCUUUGAAAACGUAAUUUGAAGCCUGUGAGGUGGAUCCAUUUCCAGGCCUUACUGUUGAGGAGGAAACCCUGAUGUUCCCACAGGCCCCAGCAGCAAAUUCAGCUUAAUGGUCUACCUGAGCCUACAGCAGGGCUGCACAUCUUUGGUCCUCCUGCAGAUGUUGGACUACAACUCCCAUCAUCCCUCACUAUUGGCAGCUGGGGAUGAUGGGAGCUGUAGUCCAACAUCUGCAGAGUUGUGCAGCCCUGACCUACAGCAUCUCAGGCCUGGCCCGGCCCAAGCUCCAGUGAUGCCUGAGGUGGCUUGUCUAGAUUGCUUGUCAUUGGAGUUACAGUAUUUGACUCUGGCAUAUUGCAAAUGGCCAAAUGAAAUUAGAUCAUCGCUAGCGUUUUCUCUUAGUGAUACUAAUUGAAGGCAGAGUCCCUUCCUCCUUCCUGCCUGUACUUCUUGUUGAACUUGUCUCUUCCUUUAACACAAUAAAGAAGUAUUCCCUUCUAAUGGCUGCCUUGUUCUGAACCCUCAUGACGGACUCUGUCACAAGAGACUCCAGUGAGGAUUCCCCUUUACAAGCCUGUGAGCUUCAGUUUAGUAUUGUUGGUAUUACUAGUCUUGUUAGUUUUAUUAGUUAAUAUUGUAUUGCUUAUUAAUCAGUUUUUUUAAUUACCUUUCAAUAAAUCUGAUUAUAUGUUGACUCUCUGA
Hemicordylus capensis (graceful crag lizard) is the source of this 1648-nucleotide messenger RNA. RefSeq names its product phospholipase A and acyltransferase 3-like. The transcript is spliced from 6 exons. Lineage: Eukaryota; Metazoa; Chordata; Lepidosauria; Squamata; Cordylidae. Gene Ontology annotation, cellular component: cytoplasm. The coding region runs from base 305 to 799 and encodes 164 amino acids. The record is from RefSeq and is a predicted model, not a curated record. Gene Ontology annotation, biological process: N-acylphosphatidylethanolamine metabolic process. Gene Ontology annotation, molecular function: A2-type glycerophospholipase activity; glycerophospholipid phospholipase A1 activity.